Trichosporon asahii var. asahii CBS 2479 is the source of this 3390-nucleotide messenger RNA. RefSeq lists its product as uncharacterized. Gene Ontology annotation, biological process: phosphatidylinositol biosynthetic process; positive regulation of kinase activity. Gene Ontology annotation, cellular component: fungal-type vacuole membrane; PAS complex; endosome membrane. The transcript has 5 exons. Lineage: Eukaryota; Fungi; Basidiomycota; Tremellomycetes; Trichosporonales; Trichosporonaceae. Bases 1 to 3390 code for a protein of 1129 amino acids. The record is from RefSeq and is a predicted model, not a curated record.
AUGCAGUUAGGCGAAGUGGUGGUUGACCCCGCGCCGCCCCCCAGCAGCGAGUAUGCGCGAGUAGUGCCCUCCACCCCGUACAGUCGAGCCACCCACCCAGGCUCAGCCAGGCCAGGCACCACCGUACACCCAUCACCAUCCACUCACUCUCUUCGUUCACCACUCUGUCACCACAAGUCAACAUACGAAAACACACCACCUCGUCACCUCCUUCUCUUCCGCAAACUCCCUCCCACCGCGCUCUCAGUGCAAGCUGCGAUCACCAGCUUCCUGACCGUCGCCACACCGGCACAGGCACUAGUCCGUCAUGGAUCCCUCCAUUCUCAGAGGUAUGUCUCAACCAUUAACGGCUCACUCCCAUUGUCAUCCGUAUCAUCAGUCACUAACGUCCUCAAAGGUCUCAAUGACAAAAUCUACGAGCGAAGGAAGGCUGCGGCCCUCGAGCUGGAGAAGCAGGUUCUGUCUUCAGACGGAGCCCGCAUCUCCAGCAUCAUCGAUCAGCUGUGCGGCAUGUUUGCACCCACUAAUGCCAUGCACACCCGCAACGGUGGCCUUAUCGGUCUCGCCGCGACUGCGAUCGCCCUGGGACAGGACGUCGCUCCCUUCCUUCCCGUGAUCAUUCCGCCGGUACUUGCAUGCUUCCAAGAUACUGAGAGUCGGCUUUCCUCGGACUCGGAGAUGUCUGUUAAGAAUGGCGCAGAACUGCUCGACCGGCUCAUGAAGGACAUUGUUGCGGACGCGGCAGCCAACUAUGUUUCGGUGUACCACGACGAGGACCCUGAACGCACGCCGCGGGAUCGGGACACGAGUCAAGGCAGCCAGGCGAUCGAAGGAGGCGCAGCGGGUGGCGACGACACGGUGUCUGCCAAGGACGUGGACCGACAGUCGAACGCGAGCCCGACACGGCACGACGGCGACCACUCUCGCACCGAAUCGAUUCUGAACGAGGACCGGCGCGCAUUCUCCCUGGAGCGAUUCAUCCCGCUACUGACGGAGCGUGUUUACGCCAUCUCGCCCUACACACGGAUGCACCUAGUGUCGUGGCUCAUGGUGCUGAACACGGUGCCGGACCUCGAGCUGGUCGCCUACCUCCCCGAGUUCCUCGACGGCCUGCUUAAGUACCUCGCCGACGGGAACCUGGACGUGCGAGUGGCGACCGAGAACCUGCUCGCAGAGUUUCUGCGCGAGAUCAAGAUUAUCGCGCAGCAACAGGAGAAGCACGCCGAGAUGGAGCGCACCCGCAUCCAGGAGAAGAGGAAGGGCACGGGCGACACGCAGCAGAACGACACCGACUCGACCCGCGGUAGUGACGCGGGAGACGACGAGGCCGUCGCCACUGAUGACGAGUACAGCGACUCGGAGUGGGACGACGGAUCGUGGGAGCCGAGCCAGGGCGUCAUCAUCGAUUAUGGCGCGAUCAUGGCGAUCGUCAUUGACCACCUGUUUUACCCGGACAACCUGGUGCAGACGACGGCGAUGGACUGGAUCUUGACCUUUUUGGAUUUCACGCAGACUACCGUCGUCGCGUUCACACCAAAGAUUGUGUCUGCGAUCCUGCCGAAUUUGGCGUCGACGAAUCGGCAUAUCAAGGCGGCCGCCACCGAGACAAACCGACAGCUGCUGGCUGUCAUCCAGAGUUUGCCACUGCAGGUGAAUCCGCCAGAGAAGCCGCAGACAGUGACGGUCGGGCAGCCUGGUGGCUCGAUGCUGACGGCAACGACGUCGAACAGCACUGCGCCCGGCACAUCUCCGCCGAAAUCCGGCGCACCGCUCGAUUCGCCCGAAAAGCUGUCGGGGACGAACACGGAUCCGCUCGAGUCGGGCUCACAGGUCAAGCUCGAGGCCAAGAUCAAGUCGCCAGUGCCGAUGUCUGAACCCUCAACACCUGCAAUCAGCGAACACCCCCUCCCCUCAAUACCGGGGAAGAUUGCGCGCACGCGACCGCAUUCGCCAAAUCCGCCGCCGAAGGGAGAGCCGGUGCAGAACCAGCUGCAGCAGCAGCAACAACAGCCGCCAGUGGCGUCUCCGCCAGAAGUGGUCGACGACGACCCGUUCGACGUUCGCGAGACGGUCAACAUGCUCACGCUCCAGUUCCUCAGCGACCACCCCGAGACGCGUAUCGCGGCGCUCGAGUGGCUCCUGAUGCUGCACCUGAAGGCGCCGACCAAGAUUCUGUCCCGAGACAGCGGCACGUUCCCUGCCCUGCUGAAGACGCUGUCGGACCCGUCAGAGGAUGUGGUGAAGCAUGACCUGCAACUCCUGGCGCAGAUCAGCUCUUCGUCCGAAGACUCGUACUUCCGAAGCUUCAUGGUCAACGUCCUCGAGCUGUUCAGCACGGACCGUCGCCUUCUCGAGACGCGUGGGUCGCUGAUCAUCAGGCAGCUGUGCCUGCACCUGAACGCGGAGAAGAUCUUCCGCACGCUCGCCGAGAUUCUGGAGAAAGACGACGACCUCGAGUUUGCGUCCAUGAUGGUGGUCAAGCUGAACAUGAUCCUGAUCACGUCACCCGAGCUGUCCGACUUCCGGCGCCGGCUCAAGAACCUCGACUCAAAGGACGGGCAAAUGCUCUUCAUCAGCCUGUACAAGUCGUGGUGCCACAACGCCGUGGCCGCGUUCGCCCUGUGUCUCCUGGCACAGGCGUACGAGCACGCAUCCAACGUGCUUCAGAUCUUUGCUGAGCUCGAGCUCACGGUCCCGCUAUUGGUGCAGAUCGACAAGCUGGUGAUGCUCAUCGAGUCUCCCGUCUUCACCAACCUGCGUCUGCAACUGCUCGAGCCAGACAAGUAUCCCUACCUCUCGAAAUGCCUGUACGGCCUGCUCAUGAUCCUCCCGCAGAGCAGCGCGUUCACCUCGCUGCGUGCGCGCCUCGCCGUGGUCAAUUCGUCCGGCUACGUGCCCCCCGUGACGCGGCCAGGUUACGCGCAGCCCUCGCGCAAGACGGAGAAGGACAAGAUUGGAUGGGACAGUCUGCUCUCGCACUUCCGCGCAGUGCAGCUGCGGCACGAGCGCGCGCGCCGCCAAGUCCAGUCCCUCGACCAAGGGGCGAGCAUGCACUUCAGCUCGCCGAGCGUGUCCUCGGGCGGAGCGGCGGGUGCGGGCGCACCCACAUCAGGUGCCCAAGUCCGCCCCGGUCUUCCCCGGCGCAAGACGCAGAGCGCCGACAAACGCGCCGACCCCAGCCUCGGCGGCGUUGUGAACCGCGUCACGUCGGGCUUAAGCCCCCUCAACCCUAAGCGCGUCACGAGCGGGGCUGCCGCUGCGUUAGUCUCGGCCGGCGGCGCGGUGGCCAGCAUGCAGGGGCUGGGCGCGAUGCGCCCCAUGUCCCCGCCCGUGGGAGGCAUGCCGGGCCGGCGGCGCUUCCCGCCUCGGCGCCGCGGAGAUGAAGUGUGA